AUGACCUCGCCGGCCCCCACCUCCUGGUUCUCCGGUCUCGCGCGCUCCUCCUCCUCCACCAUGGCCGGCGGCGUCGCCUCCGCCCCCGCCUCCGCCUCCGCGUCCGCGUCCCUCCCCGACGCGCCCAAGUCCGUCGUGGUCGGCGCCGGCCCCGGAGGAGGCAAGCGGAAUCAGCUCCGCGGGGCGCUGUUCAAGUACGGCCCCAAAUCCGCGCAGGUAGCAUUCAGGACUGGUGAUUUUAACCAUCAGGUGAUCUUCAUUGGUGGCCUCACAGAUGGGCUUUUAGCUACUGAUUACUUGGAACCAUUGUCACUUGCAUUGGAGGUUGAGAAAUGGUCCUUGGUACAGCCAUUGCUUUCUUCAUCAUACACUGGAUAUGGAAUUUCCAGCUUAGAGCAAGAUGCAUUGGAACUAGAUCAACUCAUCAGUUACCUAAUAAAUAAAGAAAAUUCUGAAGGAGUAAUAUUGCUUGGUCAUAGUACUGGAUGCCAGGAUAUUGUGCAUUAUAUGCGCACAAACUUUGCUUGUUCCAAAGCGGUUUCUGGGGUCAUAUUACAGGCUCCAGUAAGUGAUAGGGAGUAUAGAGCAACUCUUCCAGAAACAGCUGAAAUGAUAGACCUGGCAGCCGAAAUGAUUAGCGAGGGCCGUGGAAUGGAUUUGAUGCCUAGAGAAGCAAACCCAGAUGCUCCUAUUACUGCUUACAGGUACCACUCCCUUUGUUCAUAUAUGGGUGAUGAUGACAUGUUCAGUUCAGAUCUAAGUGAAGAUCAGCUGAGGCAGAGACUUGGUCAUAUGUCAACCACACAGUGCCAGGUUAUUUUUUCAAUGGGGGAUGAAUAUGUACCUGAAUAUGUUGAUAAGGAGGCUCUAGUAGACAGACUAUGUAGAGCGCUGGGAGGUGCAGAGAAAGUUGAGAUAGAAUGGGGAAACCAUGCUCUGUCCAAUAGAGUGCAAGAAGCAGUUCGGGCCAUUGUAGAUUUUGUCAAGAGGGAGGGGCCCAAAGGCUGGGAUGACCCAUGGAGCUAG
Messenger RNA from Miscanthus lutarioriparius, 1026 nucleotides. The record is from the annotation of a GenBank genome assembly. Lineage: Eukaryota; Viridiplantae; Streptophyta; Magnoliopsida; Poales; Poaceae.